CUCUUCACUUACCAGAACCACUCAAAACAAUUAAAUUUCUCCUCAAAUUCAAAAGAAUUUAGAAUCCGAAGAGAUGGCACCAAAGGCAGCGGAGAAGAAACCCGCCGAGAAGAAGCCGGCGGAGAAAGCCCCAGCGGCGGCGGAGAAGAAGCCACGAGCGGAGAAAAAGCUUCCCAAAGAAGGAGCCUCCGUGACCGACAAGAAGAAAAAGAGAACGAAGAAGAGCGUGGAGACGUACAAGAUCUACAUUUUCAAGGUGCUGAAGCAAGUUCAUCCUGAUAUCGGAAUUUCCAGCAAGGCUAUGGGCAUCAUGAACUCGUUUAUUAACGAUAUUUUCGAGAAGCUUGCUCAGGAAUCUUCGAAGCUGGCUAGGUAUAACAAGAAGCCUACCAUUACUUCUCGCGAGAUUCAGACUGCUGUGAGAUUGGUUUUGCCUGGGGAGUUGGCUAAGCAUGCUGUUUCUGAAGGGACUAAGGCUGUUACUAAGUUUACCAGCUCUUAGAUUAGGGUUUGUUUUUAGGGUUUGGUUUGUUGGAAAUUGGGGAUCUAGGGUUUUUUUUUGGAUGUAAAGGGUUAGAUUUGGUGUUAAUUUUUCUAUGUUAUAGUUUAAUUUUGUUAUGAACUAAUGAAAUUUCUAUGGUUUUUUUA
Mercurialis annua (annual mercury) is the source of this 648-nucleotide messenger RNA. Its product is annotated as probable histone H2B.3. The transcript has a single exon. Gene Ontology annotation, biological process: nucleosome assembly. The coding region runs from base 74 to 502 and encodes 142 amino acids. Lineage: Eukaryota; Viridiplantae; Streptophyta; Magnoliopsida; Malpighiales; Euphorbiaceae. The record is from RefSeq and is a predicted model, not a curated record. Gene Ontology annotation, molecular function: protein heterodimerization activity; structural constituent of chromatin; DNA binding. Gene Ontology annotation, cellular component: nucleosome.